UGGCCAACCCGCCCCCUCGUGUUGCCGUUCCGGCCUUGAGUAGGUGCUACUCGCUAGCAGCACUUGCCCCAACAGUCUGUGAAGGCUACACGGGGGAUCUUUGUCAUCAUCUCCUUCCCGACAAUGGAGUGUCAAUGACAAUCCAGGAGGAUUCACCUUUUUAUCUUUUAUCGACGGACUAUUCCUCGCACAAUUCGUAGUGAUCGUCAUCUUUUACAUUUUUAACAACAACAACAAAAAAACACGUGACAAUCUCUCAAAGUAUUAUUUGCAAGUACGUAGUGGUUCUUCGAUAGUGCGGACAGCAAUAAGACUGAUUGACACAGAAGACCUGGGAAACCAUCGUCCGUCUCAUCACCGCCGUCUCUUCCACGACCCUUGCGAGUUUCUCCUCGCGCCUAGAACGACCAUGACGCCCAUCAUCACCGGAGGAGUACUCUUACUGCUCGCUUUAUCGACCCCGUCUCAAUGCGCUCCGGACAGGAGGACCCCUCCUUUGCCGGGACCCCGCGAUUUCAGGGGCUACGCGAACGCCGUCCGCUCCCAAGCAGCAGAAUUCGCGGCGGCGGCGGCGGCUUCGGCGGAGGCGACGUUGAGGAUCCGGCACGGGGAGUCGAACCGCGGUGUGGCCGGGGAAGAGGUCGAGAGACCGGAGGCAUCGGCAGAGGCGUUGAGGAUCCGGCACGGGGAAUCGAGCCGUGGCUUUGCAAGGGAAGAGGUGGUGGAGGAGGAGGAGGAGGAGGUUGCGAGGAGGAGGCUGCCGCAAGCCAUCAUCAUCGGCGUGAAGAAGGGGGGAACCCGCGCUCUUCUCGAGGCCCUUCGGCUCCAUCCGGACGUGAGGGCGGCAGGAGCUGAGCCGCACUUCUUCGACAGGAAUUACCAGCGAGGCCUCGAGUGGUACAGGAGCCUCAUGCCGCCCACGCUUGAGGGCCAGCUGACGAUGGAGAAAACCCCGAGCUACUUCGUGACGGAGGCGGCUCCGGCUCGCAUCAGCGCGCUGGCGCGGGACGAACGCGACAGCUUCCGCGGAGACCACAACGGCAGCGGCGGUGGAGGUGGCGACGGAGGAGGAGCUGGAGGAGGUGGAGACAUGCGCCUGGUGGUGGUGGUGCGCGACCCCGUGACCCGCGCCAUCUCCGACUACGCUCAGACUCUCUCCAAGCAGCAGCAGCAGCAGCAGCAACCGCCCACCGCCGCCACCGCCGGCAACGCCACGCGCGUCCCAUCCUUCGAGGCGCUGGCCUUCCGCGCCAACGGCUCGGUGGACCCGGGCUGGAGCGCCGUGCGCAUCGGACUGUACGCGCAGCACCUGGCGCGCUGGCUCCUCCACUUCCCGCUGGGGCGCAUGCUCUUCGUGAGCGGCGAGCGGCUGGUGACGGCGCCGGCCGGCGAGCUGGCGCGCGUCCAGCGCUUCCUGGGGCUGCGCCCGGUCAUCGGGGAGCGCCACUUCGCGUUCGACGCCACCAAGGGCUUCCCGUGCCUCCAGAGGAGCGGCGGCAAGAGGCCGCACUGCCUGGGCAAGACCAAGGGCAGGCCCCAUCCCCGCAUAGAGCCCGAGGUCAUCCAGAGGCUGCGGGACUUUUACAGGCCCCACAACCAAGAGUUCUACCGGAUGGUGGGGCACGACUUUGGCUGGGAUUGAUGUGGUGAAGACGGUGGUGGAGAAGGUGGUGGUGGGGUAGGAGGUUGAUGUGUUGGCGGAGAUGGUGAUGGCGUUAACGAUCGGACGGGAACUGGGGGUUACCAUCUCUGAGCUACGUAAAAUAUCUAUCCGGGGCAUUUCAUGGGGGGGGGGGGCAGGGGAAGAAGAGGAGCAUGAAGACGAAGAAUAUUCUAGAUUGGAGCGUCGCCACGCAGCUGACAACAAGCCGGGACUUGCAAAGGGCUCGCAGAUUAUCCCCGGACCGCGGCCGACCUCAACAAGAGGACGGUGCUGGGGACCAAAUUAACCGGGACAGGUGGCAACCCCUGCCGUGACACGGUGGAGACACCGACCUGAUUGGUGCUGCUGCUGCUGGUGGUGAUAUUGCCAGCGCAAAAUUUUAGGCAGUACAGCAAGAGGGUUGCCGACGCUAUCUGUCCCCGGGUUUGUCGUGAGCGCUGUGUCUGGCUUUGAGACUCGGCGAAGCCUAUUGCUGGGUAAAUUAAUAAUUACUGUUAACGUUAUUAGUUGUGUGUGCGUGUGUUUUUUAUAUCACUCAUAUUAUUAUUAUCACCGUGCAUUAUUUAUCUUUAAAAAACGCAGUCCGACGAGAGUUAAUAUCGGAUACUCUGAACGCCUAGGGACGAUGCAUAUCUCUCGUAUAUAUAUACACACACACGAUUUAUAUAUUAUCGCUGGUGCCUGAUUUCACUCAAUUGUCUUCACACACGUGCACUCGGAUAAACACACGUGCGUGCGUGUUUAGUUUACAUCGAGCAAGGAAAUAAAUGCAACCCUUGCCAGCCUUUGAAGGACUAAACAACCGACAUCCCACGGAAUUUCUCAGCUCUGCCUUUUAUUUUUAGAGCGCAGAUCUCGGAUGUUGCUUUGUAAUGUGGGGAUCGAGCGCUACUCCCUCCCGCCCCGCUUCCCCCCCCCCCCCCCCC
Messenger RNA from Petromyzon marinus (sea lamprey), 2589 nucleotides. Its product is annotated as heparan sulfate glucosamine 3-O-sulfotransferase 6. NCBI's taxonomy places the organism in Eukaryota, Metazoa, Chordata, Hyperoartia, Petromyzontiformes, Petromyzontidae. Gene Ontology annotation, molecular function: [heparan sulfate]-glucosamine 3-sulfotransferase activity. The record is from RefSeq and is a predicted model, not a curated record.